GCUGGUAGAAUUUGUUUGUGAUUUUAUUUACUCCGGAUUUUACGAAAGUAUAGAAAUAUUUCUGAUAACAUUUAAUUUGUGUCCACUUGCGCAUAUUUUCAUUAUUAAAUCUAUAGAAUAAUUUAAACAUUAAGUUUGAAGCAGAACUUUGAGAAUUUCUUGCUGUUAAAAUCUUCAUAGAGUUAAAAAAGAAACACUAUGGCAAAUAACGAAAUUAAAUUCAAAAGUUUUAAAUGGUCCAAAGACACAACGGCGCUGUUGAUUGCUUUGAUAAGACAAAAUUACAAACAAUUACAAUGUGGCGUAAAGAAAAUUACUUUUCAACAAAUUGCACAGGAAAUUAACAAUCAAUUUGAAACAAACUUGGCUUAUGAUCAAGUUGAAUCAAAAUGGAAAGGUCUAAAGAAAACAUACCUAAAGAUGAAAGGUUCGAAAACAAAAUUGAGUUGGGAGUUUUAUGAACAAAUUGAUGAAAUUCUUAAAGCUGAAAUAUACUCCUCACUGACUGCAAAUUGUGAUAAUGCCUUUACUACUGGCUUUGAAACAAAGUUCGAUUUUGUUGAAUACACUAUAGAGCCGAAGAGUUCCACUUUUCGACAAUCUCGAAAAAGACGUAGAGAUCAUAGUGAUGAAGACCACAGUGAACAGGAAAUAUAUAGCAGUGCUGAGGACGUGAGUGGUGGAACGCAUAAAAGUCAGAUUAGUAAAGGUCCAGUAUUUCGCAAAGAAGACAGUGAUGAAAGAGGAGUUCGGAGGUCUAAAGUUAUUGACACAGAUCGAUAUAGCAAAGCAUGUCGUAGUCGUCCAAUAAGUGAAGAUGAACGGAAUGAUUACGAAUGCAGCGGAUGUAAAAGAAAUCAUAAUUGUUAUGAAAGUAUAGAGGAUGCCAGAGAAAGACGGCAUCAAGAAAAAAUGAAAAUGGCUAGAAAGUUUCUUGAAAUUUUCGAGAGAAUGGUAGAUAAAAUGUAAUACAUAAUGGUUAUAAUGUACAAUUUUAUAUUAAAGAAUAGUUUUUAUUUAAA
This is a messenger RNA of Zeugodacus cucurbitae (melon fly), 1022 nucleotides long. RefSeq lists its product as uncharacterized. Lineage: Eukaryota; Metazoa; Arthropoda; Insecta; Diptera; Tephritidae. Bases 199 to 969 code for a protein of 256 amino acids. The transcript has 2 exons. The record is from RefSeq and is a predicted model, not a curated record.